Molecule: messenger RNA, 2912 nt
Organism: Vigna radiata var. radiata (mung bean)
Lineage: Eukaryota; Viridiplantae; Streptophyta; Magnoliopsida; Fabales; Fabaceae
Exons: 11
Coding region: 67-2676 (869 amino acids)
Biological process (GO): negative regulation of DNA-templated transcription
Molecular function (GO): acyltransferase activity, transferring groups other than amino-acyl groups; transcription corepressor activity
Source: RefSeq, a predicted model, not a curated record
AAACAAACGAAGGGAGAAAGAAAAGAAAAACUGUGUUAUCUCUUCACCACCUUAUCUCUACUGACAAUGGAAAAUGCUAAUGGUCCUAACAGCAUCAAGCUUAAAGGAAAUUCUGAUGAGGAAGUAUUUCAAGUGAAUGAAGAGGUGGAGGUGCGGCGUGUAGAGGAGGGGUUCCUAGGAUCAUGGCACCCUGGGAUAGUUAUCAAGUGUGGAAAGGUGAAGUGCUUUGUCAGAUACAAGAAUGUUCUAAAAAGUGACGGUUCGGGUUAUCUUGUAACUGCAGUGAGGGUUUCAAAAGCAUCGGAAUCUUCCAAGUAUAGCAUGCGGGGGUUCAUUCGGCCACCGCCACCUUGGGUUGAGUUUGGGAGAUUUAACCUUAACUAUGGUUUGUGCGUGGAUGUAAACUGUCAGGGAGCUUGGUGGGAAGGAGUUAUACUUGAUCAGUGCGAUGGAAUGCUGAAAAGGAGCGUGUUUUUUCCAGAUUUGGGUGAUGAAAUGCAGAUUGAAAUUCGUCAACUGCGGAUUACUCAGGACUGGAAUGAAGUUACACGACAAUGGGAACUAAGAGGAAACUGGGUGUUUCUUGAAUUGCUGGAGGAGUAUCAGAAUGGAUCAUUUGUUGGAGUUUCAGCUAAACAAAUGUGGUAUGAUGUACUGGUAAAAAAGAGAUUUGGCAUGAGGGGAGAGUGGGCAUAUAAUCAGAAAGAAUUGUACAGGGAAGCAGUGUUAGGUGUAGUUGAUGACUACUUAACUCUUAGAGUGAACAAAGUUUUCUCAGUUUUAGACUUCCCACCAGAGCAAGAAUCAGUUGAACCAAUGGCCAGUAUUGAUUUGAACAUGGCCUUGUCUGAUAGAGAUAAUUUUGUCCAGAAAGAAGCUGCUCCUCUUGUUGAAGAGGUUUUACCUGAGUUUGAAAUAGAAAUUGACCUUGAAGGUGAUCCUGAAGUAGAUUCUGGUGAGAGAUGUGAAAACUCAAGGGGUUCAAAGGCCAAAAUAUCUAAGAGUCAAAGCAAUAGAUUGGCUCCACAAGGAUCAGGGAAGAGGGUGACAAAGGCGUCUGCUGCCUCUAGUCUUUUACCUCCGGAUAAACCUCUAACUAUUCUGUCUUGGUUGAUGGACAACAAGAUGGUGUUUCCAAGAUCUACCGUAUAUUAUUACAAUGAAAAAGCAUGGUACCAUGCAGUUUCAAGUUGGACUAGAGGGAAAGUAACUCGCAGUGGAAUCAAGUGUUACUGUUGUAACAUAGUUUACAGUUUUGUUGGGUUUGAAAAUCAUGCUAGUGGAGUGAAUACCUGCACACCAUCUGCUUGUAUUUUUUUGAAAGAUGGUAAAUCACUCUUAGAAUGCCAAAUGGAAAUAAUGCAAAAUCUGGUGAGAAGAGAAAGUAGCGAAAAACCAAGCAUUAAUUUCCCUUUGGAAGAGAAUGACUUGAUUUGUUCGCUUUGCCUCUAUGGUGGUGAACUUAUUUUAUGUGAUCAAUGUCCAUCUUCAUUUCAUAUGACGUGUCUUGGGUUGGAGCAUAUCCCUGAUGGUCAAUGGCUUUGCCCACAAUGUCGUUGUGGUAUUUGUCGCCAAAGCAAACUAGACGAAGAUGAGGAUGGCCAUGCUGCCCUUACUUGCGUACAGUGUGAACAUAAAUACCAUGUUAGGUGCCUGGAAAAUGGAGGCAUAGAUUUAUCAAGAUGUUCAGAAAACUGGUUCUGUGGAAAAAGCUGCGAAAAGAUACACAAUGGCCUUCAUGAGCUAUUAGGAAAGCCAGUUUUAGUGGGUGUGGACAAUCUAACAUGGACAUUGGUGAAGUUUAUUGAGCCUGGAUGUGAUGAUGUUGGUAGAAUAAGACAUGACAACUCAGUAGCAGAAAAUUACAGCAAACUCAAUCUUGCUCUUGCGGUGAUGCAUGAAUGUUUUGAGUCCCUAAAACAAAGUUUAUCUAGCAGAGAUAUCAUUGAAGAUGUUAUAUUCGGCAGAAGGUCAGAGCUAAGGCGAUUAAAUUUCCAGGGUUUCUAUACUGUACUACUUGAGAGAAAUGAAGAAGUGGUUUCUGUGGCAACUGUUAGGGUCCACGGGGAGAAGGUAGCAGAAGUACCUUUUGUUGGUACAAGAUUACACUACCGUCGACAUGGAUUUUGUCGCAUUCUGAUGAGUGGUCUUGAACAGUUGCUGAUGCAAUUAGGUGUGGGGAGGCUUGUUUUGCCGGCUGUUCCUAGUACGCUGAAGACAUGGACUGACUCUUUUGGUUUUGCAAAGAUGACCGUUUCUGAGAGGUCUAAAUUUCUGGACAACACCUUCUUAAAUUUUGAGGGUAGCAUCAUGUGCCAUAAGCUGUUGAUCACGAUUCCACCUCCAUAUUCUGGCUUCUUAAUACCUAAUUUUGAGAAGUCACAUUCCAGAUGUCAUGUUUUACCUCAAUAUACCGUUGACCUCAAUCAGUCUAUUUCAGUAUCAGAAGGAGGGAUGAUAUAUCAGCAAACGGGGAAUACUUGUUCAGGCAACAACAAUGGCGACAACAAUGAUUUUGUUACUAGUGUUACUGUUCCAGUCAACAACAUGGAGAAAGAAGUUCCUGGUGAUCAACAGUAUCUUAAUGGAAGCAGCUCACAGUUGGUUCAUGAAAAACAAGGUGACGAGUACAACAGUCAAAAGAAAGUAAGGUAUCUGCAUAAGGGGAGCUUCUGAUGUUCAUGCAUGGUUUUACACGUGCAAAAAACCAACUUGCCUUCAUGCAAACUUUCUGCCUGUGAAUCUGGUUGAUUCUGGAAUGUUUUCUUUUUCUUUCGGUUUUGGAGUAUGUUGAAGUUGACAUAGGUUUUGUUGUUGCGUUCAUAUGUUAUUCAACUCUUUUUUUAUUGCUAAAAACCUAAAUUGCUACUCCUUUUGUUUGUUAGCAUAACAUGACAAAGAUUUGUGUCCGU